ACAUUUUACAGCUGUUAGCUAACUUCAAUGAAAUCACCAACGAAGAAGAGUUCUUGUGUUUGAUCGCUGUUGGAAUACAAAAAUAUUCCUGCACGAAAACGGCGAAUCGGUCUAAUCUAUAUCAUUACGUUGACAAAGCGCAGGUUCCUCCCUCCUGCAGGUGUUUUCUUCUGGUACAGCAUGGAUACCUCUGCAGCGUCCAUGUGGGAUGAGCACCAGGCGUAUGAGGAGCUGCUUUACUGGGACAGCCUGAUCCAAGAGGGACACCAGCUACUACCGCAUGAUUUUGACAGAUAUGAGGAUCUGCGAUACUGGUAUGACUGCCUGUGCUAUGAGGAGGAACUGAGACAAUACCAUGACUACAUUGCGGCUAUUGAGGAGAUUGAGGACACACGGCUUCACAAGGAAGCAGCUGCACCCAAAGUGCACAUCGGGCCCUACGAUCGCCAUGUGAUGGCCAAACAUUCUGAUGUGUAUCCCUCACCAGAAGAGCUGGAAGCAGUGCAGACGAUCAUCUCCCACGUGGAGUGUGCAUUAAAGACUGUGUCUGACCAGAUAGACUCUCUGAAAGAAGUCAGUGGAAGUACAGAGACAGAAACUAACAGUGCAAGUGGUGAUUCACAAGAGGGUGUCCUGCGUGGGGUCAUGAGGGUUGGUCUUGUGUCCAAAGGACUCCUGCUGAAGGAAGACAAUGACUUAGAGCUGGUGCUGCUUUGCGCCAACAAGCCUACAAUCACUCUUCUUAACAAAGUGGCAGAAGAGUUAACUGCACAGUUAGAGACAAUUUCUGCGGAGACGUAUGCAGUGAGCCAGUGUCCUGAAGAUGCAGCUAUUCUUGUAACAAGCAACAAGGAGUCAGCCCUGACUCUCACGAUCCACCUGACAUCACCUCUUGUGAGGAAGGAGCAAGAGAGUGUAGCUGCUGAGGAAGAUGAAACGCGAACAGUCAACGAUCCGCCGGACGUUCUGGACAGGCAGAAAUGCCUAACUGCCUUGGCGUCUCUCCGCCACGCCAAGUGGUUCCAGGCUAAAGUCAACAACCUGACGUCUGCUGUUGUCGUGAUCCGGAUCAUGAGAGACUUGUGUAACCGCGUUCCCACCUGGACGCCGCUGUCAGGAUGGGCUCUUGAACUGCUGGUAGAGAAGGCUAUUGCUACAUCUGAGAGACCAAUGGGUGCAGGAGAGUCCUUGCGUAGGGUUUUGGAGUGCAUUGCAUCUGGAAUCUUAUUGCAAGAUGGUCCUGGAAUUAAAGAUCCAUGUGAGAAGGAAGCAGUCGAUGCCACUGCAUAUCUGACCACGCAGCAAUGUGAAGACAUCACGCAGAGCGCUCAGUUUGCCCUGAGGCUGUGUGCAUUUGGGCAGAUGAACAAGGUGUUGGGAAUAGACUACAAACCUUUAAAGCCAAGGAGACCAGUAGGCUACGGCAGCAAAGAUCACACAGCCCAGAUACCACCUGCCAGACAGCUCAGUCUUCCGCCGAAGAGACCGUACUCUGAGGUGGACCAAGGACAAGAUGAGCCUCAUCUAAAUAGCAAACAGAGGAAGUUUCUUAAGUUCCAGAAGCGCUUUCAAAGGAAACCAUUCACAGAUGACUUUAAUAUGAAUGCCGUGAUGCGUCUGAACCAGUACAGACCGGGCCUGGAGUACCGUCUUACAUCUCAAACCGGUCCAGUCCACGAGCCGGUUUUCACAAUGGCUGUAGACCUAAAUGGGAGCACCUAUGAGUCAACAGGGCCUUCCAAACGAGCUGCCAAGCUUAAUUUAGCAAUCAAGGUCCUGCAGGAUCUUGGUCUUCCGACAGGCUCAGAAUCUAAAUCAGAGUCCAGCAGCGACAUUGAAGCAGCCAUAGAAUCAGUUAAAGCUCCUCCCACGGUCUCUACUACAUCAGAAGAUAGUGGCCAGGGUCCUAUUUUGACUAAAAAUGGCAAAAAUCCUGUGAUGGAGCUGAAUGAGAAGCGCCGCAGCCUGAAGUACGAGCUGUCUGCAGAGACCGGGGGAUCUCAUGAAAAGUGUUUUGUCAUGGAGGUGGAAGUCGAUGGGGAGAAGUUCAAAGGGCGAGGUUCUAAUAAGAAGGAAGCGAAGGCCUUUGCUGCACUUGCUGCUUUGGAGAAGCUUUUCCCAGAGGAAAACAGAGGCAGCUUGAGUGCCAACAGAAACCUUCCAAAGAAGAAGGUCACCUACACUGACAUGCACAUUCCAGGGUUCGGCACUAUCCGGGGCAUUCCUUCAGACUCGGGGUCUCGUGGUUGGGGUCCCAACAGAGGCAGAGGAAGGGGCCGAGGCAAACCAUUUCCUUCAGGACCCAGCUAUAACAAGACCAACUACAGUUAUGAGAGCAGCACUGGCACAGGCUAUCAUAAAUUGUAUGGUAAUAAUGCAGCCAGCCCCACAGCCAAAUGCGAGGGUUCCCCUGGAUCAGGCUACGGCACAUUUUACCCUGAGAGCAGCAACUACUCCUCCCCAGCCGACUCCAGCUCAGGCUCGAACGCCACCAAGGGACAAAGCUACCAGUCCAUGCCCCCUCCUGCUGACCAGCAGAGCCCCUAUAGUUACGGAUACGGUGAUGAGAAGAAGAAGAUGCUGACCCAAAGUCAGAAUGAGGGCCAAGGAGUAGACUACUCUAUGUACAGCACAGCUUACCCCAGCUCUGUGACCGGUGGCCAAGUGUACAAUAACUACGGAUAUGGGAACCAGUCCUCCUGGGGUGAUCAGCAGGGCCAAGGCUUGUACCAGGGUUUUGAACAAAACCAGUGCUCUUACUCUGGAUACAACAGCGAGAAUUAUUAAUCACUACAUUGCCCUUCUCAUCUCACUAUGCCAUCUUUUUGAUUCUGUCUCUGUUCAACCUUGAUUGUUAUUCGAGGAUACUUUUAGAAUUGAGAAGAAAAGCUUGUGUUGUCCAUGAAACUACAAUGUUGCCUUUAUUUCUGCUUUGUUUUCACUCUACUUAUUAAUUUAAACAAAUGAAGGUGACAGAUGCAGACUAAUCUCUUUGGUUUACGUCGACUUACUUUCUUUGGACUGCAAGUAUCCUUCAAACUGUCCAUGUAAAUGUGAGUGUUAAAAAGAAGUUUUAUCAUAUUGUCUUGUUCCUCUGGUUGUUUUGUUUUAAUCUAAUGCACUAGUUCUGUGAGCGUAUUUUGUGGUUUUAUUUUAAAGCUGCUUUUAGUUUUGAGCCUGUGAUUGAUCAUUUUCUGUGUCACAUUAAAAGCUCUAAUCCUCCUGUAAAAUAAAAGACUUUUACUUUGGA
Molecule: messenger RNA, 3250 nt
Organism: Notolabrus celidotus (New Zealand spotty)
Lineage: Eukaryota; Metazoa; Chordata; Actinopteri; Labriformes; Labridae
Product: interleukin enhancer-binding factor 3-like
Exons: 20
Coding region: 181-2787 (868 amino acids)
Cellular component (GO): precatalytic spliceosome
Molecular function (GO): single-stranded RNA binding; double-stranded RNA binding
Source: RefSeq, a predicted model, not a curated record